AUGGGGAUCAUGAAGGAGACUUUCAGAAUCCUCCUAUCAAAGAAUGGAAAGCUAAUCGCCGGAGUAACUUCAAUCUCAACCAUCAUCGUCUCUAUUUCCUUAAUUUUCUACAGCUGGGCAACUUCUAUCUUAAAUCACGACUUACAUGCCAAGAUCAAGAUUAUUCUAAUUCAGAAAGGCCUCAACUUUACCCAUUUGUUUCCUGCAAUCAAACAAGAUGUAGGGUUGUUUCUUGUUUGUCUUUUCACGUUCAAACUUGUUGCCAUCCUCCUCUCUGGGUUCACCGUAACCGCCACAACAUUAGCAUCAUCUGCUGCCUACUCAAGGAAAUCAACUUUUACCUUCAAGGAAUUGAUGUUAAAGGUGAAAACAUCAAUAAUGAGGCCAAUUAUCACAGUUUACUACAUAAAUCUUAUCAAUAUGGGUUUAGUUCUAUUAGGGUUAUGCAUUUUUGGUACCCUUGUUUUGUUAAUUGAAGAAAAGUCAACUGUGAAAGCCAUAGGUAUCCUGAUUGGGAUCCUUGUCUGGGCCGUGGGUGUUUAUUGGUCUGUUAUGUUUCAAUUAGCCAUGACAAUAUCAGUCAUGGAAGAUGAAUUAGGAGUUUGUGGAAUUGAGGCAAUUGGGAAGGCUUGGAGACUUGUAAAAGGGAAGUGGAUUUAUGGGUUUGUGAUAAAUCUGAUCUUUGAAACGGUUUCUACAAUGGCUAUUAUUGUAUUUGCAAGGAUGAGUAGUAAAUUGAAGUUGGUGGUUUAUCAAGUGAUUGGUGCUGUAAUUGUGAUGAUUAUGAUUUGGGUUGUGCGGAUGUUUAUUUACAUUUUUUAUACGGUUCUGUAUUUCCAGUGCAUGAAGAUUCAUGGAACAAAGAUGGUCGGACUGGAACAAAUUUCUGAAUAUGCCAAAAUUCCUUCUUUUGAACAUCUUCCUUAA
Molecule: messenger RNA, 927 nt
Organism: Impatiens glandulifera
Lineage: Eukaryota; Viridiplantae; Streptophyta; Magnoliopsida; Ericales; Balsaminaceae
Exons: 1
Coding region: 1-927 (308 amino acids)
Source: RefSeq, a predicted model, not a curated record